CCGACCCCCUCCCCUCCUUUCUCUCUCGACCGAUAAGAGUCGUCGCCUCCUCCUCACAACCAAACGAAACCCUAAAAUCCCCCCCCACACACCCCCCCUCUCCCUCUCGCUCUCCCUUUUUACCUCCAAAAUCCGAUCCCUUCUCUAUAAAAAGACCCCUUUUUUGAACCGGGACUCCAUUUUUUCGCGCAUUAAACCCCUUUAAAUUCGCCCUCUCUCCUCGUUUUCCCGCUCAGAUCGAUCGUUUCGAUUCCCGGAUCGGAAACCCUAGAUCUCUCAAAAGAUCGAUAGAUCCGUCGAUUUCCACUUCUCAUCUUGAGAUUUCAUGCGAUUUCGCGUCCGAUCUCUGUUUCUUUUUGUCCGGUAGGUAGGAAAACCUAAUAAAACGCUAUUAGAUCGCCGGAAAGUAUAUAAUAUAUGACAAUUUUGGGUUAGAUUAGGAGAUAAAAAAUAGGAGCCAGUGUAGAAAUUGUGUAAAAGAGGGUUUUUUGAAGGAGUAUUUGUUGGAUCGAAGGGGAAAAUAGUGGUAUUGGGAGGGGAGACGGAGAUGGCCGAUCAGGUCUUGGAGGGGAGCCAGCCGGUUGACCUUUCUAAGCAUCCGUCCGGCAUCGUUCCCACUCUCCAGAAUAUUGUCUCAACCGUCAAUUUGGACUGCAAGUUGGAUCUUAAAGCCAUAGCUUUGCAAGCCCGGAAUGCGGAGUAUAAUCCUAAGCGUUUUGCUGCAGUAAUCAUGAGAAUAAGAGAACCAAAAACCACAGCAUUGAUUUUUGCAUCGGGAAAAAUGGUUUGUACUGGAGCAAAGAGUGAACAGCAAUCGAAACUUGCUGCUCGAAAGUAUGCUCGCAUUAUUCAAAAGCUUGGUUUUCCUGCUAAAUUCAAGGAUUUCAAGAUUCAAAACAUUGUUGGUUCCUGUGACGUCAAAUUUCCGAUAAGACUUGAGGGCCUUGCAUAUUCUCACGGUGCUUUCUCUAGUUACGAGCCAGAACUCUUUCCGGGUUUGAUAUAUCGAAUGAAGCAACCGAAGAUCGUGCUUCUCAUUUUCGUUUCCGGCAAGAUUGUGCUUACUGGAGCCAAGGUGAGAGAUGAGACAUACACGGCCUUCGAGAAUAUAUAUCCCGUCCUUACAGAGUUCAGGAAAAUCCAGCAAGGGUAAGGGAAGUGAACAGAGAUUGAGAGAGCAUCUUGCCGAGCAGCCAUCAACCGAAUCAAUUUCUCAGCUGUAUAUAGGACAGAAAUCCCUUCUUGCUGGCCGGAGUUUGCGCAACGUGACGAUGUUCGUUGUCUUAUGUCCGAAGAGCUUUUGCUGUGAGGACUUCUUGAAGCUGUUGCUUUGGGGCCCUUUUUUGUUUCUUUGAAAAGUUCAGUUGAGUGGAAGUGUGGAACCUUUGGGGGGGGAGAUGGACAGUUAUUCAAGGCGCGACUUGCCAUGAUCUGAAUGUUCAUACAAACCCUAAUAAAACUGAACUAUUUUUUCUUGCCUUUUUUCGGCUUCAAAACUUUUGAAAUGUAAAUCGGGAAGUUCCGAAAAGUGCAUGAUGAUGAUGUUUUCAUGAUGCAUUGUUUGUGCUUAACAUGUAUAAAUAUUUACAAAGAACAGCAAGAAAAGGACUCAAACAAGUUUCUUCGAGGAGUAA
Messenger RNA from Ananas comosus (pineapple), 1634 nucleotides. Its product is annotated as TATA-box-binding protein 2. The transcript has 9 exons. Bases 548 to 1153 code for a protein of 201 amino acids. Gene Ontology annotation, molecular function: RNA polymerase II general transcription initiation factor activity; DNA binding. The record is from RefSeq and is a predicted model, not a curated record. NCBI's taxonomy places the organism in Eukaryota, Viridiplantae, Streptophyta, Magnoliopsida, Poales, Bromeliaceae. Gene Ontology annotation, biological process: DNA-templated transcription initiation.